Messenger RNA from Rana temporaria (common frog), 1938 nucleotides. RefSeq names its product oocyte zinc finger protein XlCOF26-like. The record is from RefSeq and is a predicted model, not a curated record. Gene Ontology annotation, molecular function: RNA polymerase II transcription regulatory region sequence-specific DNA binding; DNA-binding transcription factor activity, RNA polymerase II-specific. Gene Ontology annotation, cellular component: nucleus. The transcript is spliced from 3 exons. Lineage: Eukaryota; Metazoa; Chordata; Amphibia; Anura; Ranidae. The coding region runs from base 175 to 1236 and encodes 353 amino acids. Gene Ontology annotation, biological process: regulation of transcription by RNA polymerase II.
AGCCACGUGAUCUGGGCUGUCAAACCGUGGGAUGUCAGAGGGCGCGAGGCGAUUGGGGAAAAAGGGGGCGGAGUCGCAGCGCUUAUCUGUACUAGGUGCUCAUCAGCGGUCCGCCCUGUGAUCGGUCACGUGAUCAGUGGAAAGGCCUGUCCCCGGCGCUGGGAGUCCACAGGAAUGUCCUUGUCAUUGGAGGAUGCUUCGGAAUCUUGCUGGGAAGAGAAAUCAGAUGGACAGAGAGACACCACACCAGAACGAUUAAUGGACCAUCCAGAUGGCCAUUUGGCACCAGAAGACUCCCCGACUCCUCCUUGCCCUGACUGCGGUCGGACGUUCCAAACCCUUCGGGCCCACAACCUUCAUCGGCGCAACCACACUGCCGACCUCUCCUACACCUGCAAAGUCUGCGACACAGCUCGGGCCGGUGCUACAGAAGGCAGCGAAAAGCCCUAUGCCUGCUCUCAUUGUGGACGCCGUUUCUGCUGGUUACUAGCCCUACACAGCCAUCACGAACAGCAACAUACGGGACAGCGAGGCUACCAAUGUUCGCAGUGUGGCAAGCAGCUGUCCAGCCAGCCAGCAUUCCGUAGACACCAGCAAUCUCACCGCAAAGACAGGACAUGCAUCUUCUGUGGCAAAGCUUUCAACUGCUCGGCAAAACUAACAAGGCAUAUGCGUAUUCACACAGGGGAACGACCCUAUCAGUGUCCAGACUGCCCUCAGGCGUUUACGCAGCUUGAGACCCUCCGUGUCCACCAGUGGACUCACGAGGAUCCCAAACCCUACCAGUGCAAGGACUGCGGGCGAAGGUUUCGGGCUCAAUGCACUUUCGAGAAGCACAGAAAGUUACACAUUUCACGGAAACCGCACACUUGUCCCGUGUGCGGCAAAACCUUUUUCUUCUCCUCUCGCUAUAAGCGCCACUUGCGUGUUCAUACAGGGGAAAAACCCUUUCAGUGCCAGCAGUGUGGAAAGCGCUUUAACCAACGGUCUAAUUAUCAGCGGCACUGGGCUAUUCAUGUAGGCAAGAGGCCAUUUCCAUGUGACUUGUGCGAAAAGAGUUUCAGCCAGGCAUCAAAUUACCGGCGGCAUCUGAGAACUCACCGCAAGGAACCGGAUAGGUGGGAGGAAAAGGGGGACUUUAAAUGUAUUGAGUGUGGGGUUCACUUCCAGCAUGAAGGUGGGCUGCAUGAGCACUACAUACAACAUGCCAGAGGGGAGGUGAGACCAGUGCACUGAGUCGUUGUCUUUCCCGCUUCCUGUACACCCUAUUUAAUGUUCUGUACCACCCAGAAGGAUAUUUCAGGUCUGGUGCCAUGGACUUCAAAAGACCUACAGGGUCACAAGAGACAAAUUAACAGACAGGUGCUAGAGCAGUAGAAGUCCUCAGACAGAUGGUCAGAGCUGCCACAAACAAACCGAUCCAAAACAGAUUUUAACUAUAAGACAGGUAAGAAGGUCCAGGUGCUUGCCAACCACCCAUAUUCAGGGUAGAAGGUCUGAGUAGUGGCCACCCAACCAUAUUUAGGAUCAAAGGUUUGGGUGGUUGCCAGCCACUUAUAUUCAGGAUGGAAGGUCUGGGUGGUUGCCAACCACUCAUAUUCAGGGUGGCUACCCAACCAUAUUCAGUAUAGAAAGUCUUGGUGGUUGCAUACUAAAAUCUGUGUGUCAAUCACCAAACCAUAUUCAGGAUGGAAAGUCUGGGUGGUUGCCAGCCACUCUUGUUCAGGGUGGAAGGUCUAUGUAGUUGCCAAGCACUCGUAUUCAGGAUGGAAGGUCUGGAUGGUUGCCAAGCAUAAUAUUCAGCAUGGAUGGUCUGAGUGGUUGCCAACCACUCAUAUUCAGGGUGGACGGCCUGAGUAGUAGCCACUAGAGCUGCACGAUUAAUCGCGGAGAGAAUCUCGAUUCUCCCUGCCUGCGGGAUGACCCGCGAUUCUUCUG